This is a messenger RNA of Paraglomus brasilianum, 137 nucleotides long. The record is from the annotation of a GenBank genome assembly. Lineage: Eukaryota; Fungi; Glomeromycota; Glomeromycetes; Paraglomerales; Paraglomeraceae.
GGCGGAUGACAAACAUACUUUCUAAGAAGUCUAAAAUCUUCAAAGAUAAGAUAAUUGGGGCUGGGGAGUUUUCCCAAACAAUAGUAGAGUUAAAUAAAUUACAAACUCUUGCAAAGACGACAAAGACGGCAAAGUAG